AUGCUGCGGGCGCGCGGGCUGGCGCGGCUGCGGGCGGCGCCGGGCGCGGGGCGGCGCGGGGCGCGGGGCUGGCUGCGGCCCGCGGGCCACGACACGGGCGCGCGCGUGCACAACAGCCGCUCGCGGAGGAAGGAGCCGCUGGUCGUGGGCAGCGCGGACGCCGCGUCCUGGUACAGCUGCGGCCCCACCGUCUACGACCACGCGCACCUGGGCCACGCGUGCUCCUACGUCCGGUUCGACAUCAUCCGAAGGAUCCUCACCAGGGUGUUUGGGUGCAGCGUCGUCAUGGUGAUGGGCAUCACCGACGUGGACGACAAGAUCAUCCAGAGAGCCGGCGAGAUGCAGGUCUCGCCUGCAUCCCUCGCCCGCCUGUACGAGGAGGAGUUCAAGCAGGACAUGGCGGCCUUGAAGGUCCUCCCGCCCACGGCGUACAUGAGGGUGACGGACAACAUCCCUCAGAUCAUCGCCUUCAUCGAGGGCCUCGUGGCGCGGGGGCACGCGUACCCCACGGUGAGAGGCAAUGUCUACUUCGACCUGCAGUCGAGAGGGGACAAGUACGGCCAGCUGGGCACCCCGGGCCCUGGGCCGGCCGGAGAGCCAGCGGACUCCGACAAGCGGCACGCUGGCGACUUCGCCCUGUGGAAGGCGGCGAAGCCCCGGGAGGUGUGGUGGGCCUCGCCCUGGGGCCCCGGCAGACCGGGCUGGCACAUCGAGUGCUCGGCCAUGUGCAGCUCGGUGUUUGGGAGUCGGCUGGACAUCCACUCCGGGGGCGUGGACUUGGCUUUCCCGCACCACGAGAACGAGAUCGCGCAGUGCGAGGCCUUCCACCAGUGCGAGCAGUGGGGGAACUACUUCCUGCACGCGGGACAUUUGCACGUAAAAGGCAAAGAAAAAAUGUCCAAAUCUCUGAAAAACUACGUCACCAUCAAGGACUUCCUCAGGACCUCCUCCCCCGACGCCUUCCGGCUCUUCUGCCUGCGCAGCAGGUACCGGUCAGGCAUCGACUACAGCGAUGGCAGCUUGCUGGACGCCGAGCGCCUCCUGCGGGCCCUGGCCGCCUUCGUAGAGGACGCCCGGGCCUACGUGCGGGGCCAGCUGGCCUGCGGCUCCAUCAGCGAGGACGUGCUGUGGGAGAGGCUCAGCCACACCAAGGGGGUUGUGCGGGCUGCCUUGGCCGACGAUUUCGACACCCCCAGAGCAGUGGACGCCAUCAUGGACCUCGUUCACCACGGGAACCGGCAGCUGAGGGCGGCCACCGAGGAGGAGCCCGGAGGCCCCAGGAGUCCCAUCGUCUUCGGCUCGGUCAUCUCGUAUGUGGAGCAGUUUUUUGACACGGUCGGCGUCUCGCUGGCCGGCCAGCAGUCUGUUGCAGGGGACGGCAGCCUGGCCACGCUGCGCAGCGUCCUGGAGGAGCUGGUCCGCUUCCGGCUCAGAGUCCGGCAGUUCGCCCUGGCCCCGGGGGAGCCCCUGGGGGAGGCGCGGCAGCGGCAGCUGCAGGAGAGGCGGCCCCUGUUGGAGGCGUGUGAUGCCCUGCGCCAGGACCUGGCCGCCCAUGGCGUCAGCAUCAAGGACAGAGCCAGCACCUCUACAUGGGAACUGCGGGGUCCGAAGCCAGAAGACCAGACACCAGGCCACUGAGAACACGCGGGCGCAGGCAGGACGAGCCCUGUCCCGCUGUGUCACCAUAAAGCCGCGCAUUAGUGCGCCCGAGCUGCUGGUGAGCGAGCGGGCGCCGCACCCCGCUGUCCUGGCCUCCGUCACUGCGCCUGCGCACGGGUCCUUCCCGCCCAGGCCCUGAGCUGUCAGGCCUCAGGGGCAGGGGCCCCCCAUGAAGGGGGUCAGGAAGAGGGUCACAAGGCAGCUUCCGGGCUGCCUUACCCAGGGCCAGGGUGGAGAGCCCCCCACUGGCCAAGCAACUGCCACACGGCACAGAGAGCACGAGGCGGCGGCUGCAGCGCCCUGCGUGCUGCCCAUCAUGCGCCUCUGCACGCCGAAGACCUGAGCAGACCAGGAGGAGACGACAGAGCUGCAGGCCUGUCCUCGAGCCCCACGUGCUACCAGCGCACUGAGAUGCGCCACGGAGAGGCAGGCGGCUCGAGUGUCCCCCUGGCUGUUUAAGGAAAUAAACACACCAGGCCUGCCCGUGGCGCAGCAGGUUGAGCGCCGCACUGGGAAGCUGCCCGCAGCCUCUGCAGCGUGGGUUCAAUCCUGGCCGGCCGGCCAGCGAGGAUCCCACAGGGCGCAGCAGACCUCUCCUGCCGCCAGCUGCUCCCCUCAGCAGUGUGCUUCGGUCCUUCUGCCUGCUCUGCUCCCCGCUCUGGCUCUGGCGCAUCCUCUCACCCCCGCAUAUCUUGCCUGUAUCCUGGUUCUUGUAUAAAUAAAUCUUUAAAAUAAUAAUAAAAAAGAAAAUAAGCACAAAACUACAGGAAAAUAAACCACA
Molecule: messenger RNA, 2440 nt
Organism: Talpa occidentalis (Iberian mole)
Lineage: Eukaryota; Metazoa; Chordata; Mammalia; Eulipotyphla; Talpidae
Gene: CARS2
Product: cysteinyl-tRNA synthetase 2, mitochondrial
Exons: 15
Coding region: 1-1638 (545 amino acids)
Biological process (GO): cysteinyl-tRNA aminoacylation
Cellular component (GO): cytoplasm
Molecular function (GO): cysteine-tRNA ligase activity; ATP binding
Source: RefSeq, a predicted model, not a curated record